GUUGACCGCCAGUCGCAGUUUAUCCAGGGCUACCGUGUAAUGUAUCGACAAAUGUCUGGCCUGCCUUCUCCAGCUGUGUGGCAGAAUUUGGAGGUCAAAGUCCCAACUGAACGUAGUGCUGUCCUUGUCAACUUGAAAAAGGGGGUCACUUAUGAAAUUAAGGUUCGCCCUUAUUUCAAUGAAUUCCAAGGAAUGGACAGUGAAUCCAAGUCUGCUCGUACCACAGAGGAAGCUCCAAGUGCUCCUCCUCAGUCUGUUACUGUACUGACAGUUGGAAAUCACAACAGCACAAGCAUCAGCAUCUCCUGGGAUCCUCCCCCUCCAGAUCACCAAAAUGGAGUCAUCCAGGAGUAUAAGAUCUGGUGCCUUGGUAAUGAGACCCGAUUUCAUAUCAACAAAACAGUAGAUGCAGCCAUUCGGUCUGUAGUAAUAGGUGGCCUAUAUCCAGGGAUCCAGUACCGUGUGGAAGUUGCUGCAAGUACCAGUGCAGGUGUGGGAGUCAAAAGUGAGCCACAACCCAUAAUAAUUGGAGGUCGUAACGAAGUUGUCAUCACUGAAAAUAACAACAGCAUAACUGAGCAAAUCACUGAUGUUGUCAAACAGCCUGCCUUUAUAGCUGGCAUCGGUGGUGCGUGUUGGGUAAUUCUGAUGGGUUUCAGCAUCUGGCUUUACUGGCGCAGAAAGAAGAGGAAGGGGCUCAGCAAUUAUGCUGUCACUUUCCAAAGAGGAGAUGGAGGACUAAUGAGCAAUGGAAGCCGACCAGGUCUGUUGAAUGCAAGUGACCCCAGUUAUCCUUGGCUUGCAGACUCUUGGCCUGCAACAAGUCUGCCAGUAAACAACAGCACUAGUGGACCAAAUGAUCUUGGCAAUUUUGGCCGUGGAGAUGUGCUGCCACCAGUGCCAGGGCAAGGAGAUAAAACUGCUACCAUGCUUUCUGAUGGAGCCAUUUACAGCAGCAUCGACUUCACCACGAAAACCAGUUACAACAGUUCCAGCCAAAUAACGCAGGCUACACCAUAUGCCACCACCCAGAUCCUGCAUUCCAACAGCAUCCAUGAGUUGGCUGUUGACUUACCAGAUCCUCAGUGGAAAAGCUCAAUUCAGCAGAAAAAUGACCUGAUGGGCUUUGGUUACUCUCUCCCAGACCAAGGCAAAGGCAACAACGCCUUGCUUUACAUCCCUGACUACCGCGUGGCUGAGGGAUUGGCUAAUAGAUUGCCACACAACCAGUCACAGGAUUUCAGCACCACCAGCUCCCACAACAGCUCCGAAAGGAGUGGCAGCCUCUCAGGUGGCAAAGGAGGGAAAAAGAAGAAAACCAAAAAUUCUGCCAAGUCUCAGAAAAACAAUGGUUCAAACUGGGCCAGUGUUCCCCUCCCACCCCCUCCCGUGCAGCCACUUCCAGGCACAGAGCUGGAGCACUAUGGGGUGGAUCAGCAAGAAGCAGGAUAUGACAGUGAUGGUUGGUGUCCGCCUUUGCCAGUUCAGACCUACUUACAUCAGGGCAUGGAGGACGAGCUUGAAGAAGACGAUGAUCGUGUUCCCACACCUCCUGUCCGAGGAGUAGCUUCAUCACCUGCAAUCUCCUUUGGGCAACAGUCAACUGCAACCCUCACACCUUCUCCACGAGAAGAGAUGCAGCCGAUGCUUCAAGCCCACCUUGAUGAAUUAACUAGGGCUUACCAGUUUGAUAUUGCAAAGCAGACAUGGCACAUCCAAAGCAAUACACAACCUCCUCAGGCUCCAGUUCCGCCCCUAGGAUAUGUGUCUGGAAACCUUAUUUCAGAUUUGGAAACAGAUGUUCCAGAUGAUGACGAUGAUGAUGACGACGAUGAUAUUGAAGAAGAAACUGUAGAAAUCAAUAGACCACUAAGAGGUCUAGAGCAUACUCCAGGCUCCAGUAUGGACAAUCUAGACAGCUCUGUGACAGGCAAAGCAUAUCCUUCCUCUCAGAGACCUCGGCCGAGCAGUCCUUUUUCUACUGACAGCAACACCAGUGCAGCUGUCAAUCAGAGGCAGAGGCCCACUAAAAAACACAAGGGAGGACGGUUGGACCAACCCCCCUUGUCUCAUCGUAGGGAGGGCAUAACAGAUGAUCUUCCACCACCACCCGACCCGCCCCCCGGUCAGGGCUUAAGGCAGCAAAUAGUCCCCGGCCAGCGCGGAGGCUCGGCAGAGAGGAAAGGAAGCUCUCUUGAGAGGCAGCAUGCGCCGAACGUAGAUGAAACAAAGAGCUCCCUGGACCGGCAAGCUAGGACAUCACUAGAGUGGCAGCGGCAAACCCAGGAGUGGAUAAGCUCUACAGACCGCCAGGAGGAUUUCAGGAAAGCCCAACACAAACAAGCCUUCGGAUCAGAGGAGGCACUCGUACCAUAUAGUAAACCCAACUUCCCAUCUCCUGGCGGCCAUAGCUCUUCAGGAACAGCUUCUUCUAAAGGAUCGACUGGACCUAGAAAAGGUGAAGUCUUGCGAGGAGGUCACCAACGCAAUACCAGUGACCUUCUCGAUGUAGGCUAUGUGGGAUCAAACAGUCAAGGACAGUUUACUGGUCAAUUAUAUUCAGAAACACUUGUCACAGGUGGUGAAGUCAUGAACUUUUGUCAGUCUUUACAGCAACCCAGAAUGAAAAUUCUUAUUCCGAAAAACAAAUUAAGGUAUCCUUCAGAGAAACAGUUUGAUAGAGUAAUGAAUUGUCAGAAAGGACCUGAUCCUUACUUUUUCAUACACAUUAAGCACCAUCUUACCUACAGCAGUCCCGGCAAGAAGUGGUAUUAUUCGGAGUACAUCUAUCCCAUGCUGCUCAUAAAAGCCACUUAA
This is a messenger RNA of Merops nubicus (carmine bee-eater), 2817 nucleotides long. RefSeq names its product roundabout homolog 2-like. Lineage: Eukaryota; Metazoa; Chordata; Aves; Coraciiformes; Meropidae. The record is from RefSeq and is a predicted model, not a curated record. Gene Ontology annotation, cellular component: axon; plasma membrane. The transcript has 16 exons. The annotation marks the transcript as partial. Gene Ontology annotation, biological process: axon guidance; cell-cell adhesion. Gene Ontology annotation, molecular function: protein binding.